This is a messenger RNA of Lathyrus oleraceus (garden pea), 602 nucleotides long. RefSeq lists its product as uncharacterized. Bases 177 to 602 code for a protein of 141 amino acids. Gene Ontology annotation, molecular function: single-stranded DNA binding; DNA replication origin binding. The record is from RefSeq and is a predicted model, not a curated record. Gene Ontology annotation, cellular component: nuclear replication fork; nucleus. The transcript is spliced from 3 exons. Gene Ontology annotation, biological process: DNA replication; DNA replication initiation. Lineage: Eukaryota; Viridiplantae; Streptophyta; Magnoliopsida; Fabales; Fabaceae.
AGGAGUUCAUCUCUGAACUGGGUAACCAAAUUUUGCGUGUGUUCUUACAAUUAAUUUUUUCACAUUCCUUGCUUUUCAAGCACUCGAUUGGUUUUCAAUCACUCGAUUGGUUUUCAAUCACUUAAUCUGCAUUAGUAUUGUUCUUCAUCAAGAUUAAACUCAGUUUCUGCUGAGUCAUGAUCCUGACAAUUAUGGACCUUGUUUAUCGAUUGUGUGUAUUCAGGAAUUUGGUGAAUGGGGAUAAUUUCUCUGGAAAUUGGGUAACUGUUGGAGUGCUAACUGGGAAGGGGAUUCAGAAAACAAGUUCAAAUGGGAAGAGCUUUUGUAUAUGGAAAAUUGGUUGUUUGGAUGAAAACACUGUUCCUAUUUUCUUGUUUGGAAAUGCUUAUCAGAGGAAUUCCCAAGAGCAGGCAGGAACGGUCUUUGCAUUCUUCAAUUGUGGUGUUCGCAAGGAUGCCAAGGGUAAUGGCUUUUCUUUGAGUAUAUACUCCCCUAACCAAAUUGUGAAGAUGGGCACCUCUGUAGAUUACGGAGUUUGCAAAGCGAAAAGAGCGGAUGGGAUGGCAUGUACAAUGGCCAUAAAUAAGAUUGACUAUAUGUAA